Telopea speciosissima is the source of this 637-nucleotide messenger RNA. RefSeq lists its product as uncharacterized. NCBI's taxonomy places the organism in Eukaryota, Viridiplantae, Streptophyta, Magnoliopsida, Proteales, Proteaceae. Bases 36 to 623 code for a protein of 195 amino acids. The record is from RefSeq and is a predicted model, not a curated record. The transcript has 3 exons.
UAAUUUCACCAUAGGAUUCACCAUAGACCAUAGCCAUGAACAAGUUUCAAAGUUACCAAAUUGUGAAGCUAUCAUUCAUUGCUGUCCUCCUUCUAAUCACUCCUCUUUUAUCAAAUUCCAUGAGACCUCCUUAUAUCUAUUUCCUCACCAAUCUCCUUAUCAUAGCAUUAGGUGCAGAAGCUGGCCUUCUUCCUGCCAUCUCUAACCAUGGAGAAGACAAGAAACCUUCUGUAGUCAUUGCACCAAAGCCUAUUGUUGUGGCUGAUGAAAUCAACAUUAACACCAACACCACCACUAUUGGUCGCCAUGAAUCACCAGAGUGUAUUAGACAGAAGCUUAAGGCAGUUGAGAAUUCGGUAUCUGAGAAAAUUGUUAGAGUUGUUAAGGUGAAUCAGGUGAAGAAGUGUCCCUCCAUGCCAAGUAUAUUCUUCAUAGGAGGUAGUGACCCUGAACCAGAACAUAUUAAAGAAGAUGAUGAGGAGGAAGAGGAGGUAGGUGGUCUUAGUGGGCAGGAGCUAUUCACAAAGGCAGAGACAUUCAUUGGGAACUUCUAUAAGCAAUUGAAGAUACAGAGAGAAGAUUCAUGGAAUCGGAUUCAUGGGUUCUAUCAGAAGGCCUUUUAAGUAGGCCUUUGUUU